AGACCCCUUACCUCAAUCACACCCUGAGGCCUUGAGACUCCGAGCUCUGUAUCUCAUGCGUCUAUAAAAAGAGCUUUCCUCCUCUAAGGAAGCAACAGCAAACCCUCUCCUACUGAGCAUUUCAUCACAGAGCAGAGAGAAAGCACAAGAGGAGGAGAGGGAUCACAGUUAAGAGUCACCACUCUGGAAGAUCUGUGGAUCAGCGGAGGGAGAAAAACAAGAGAGAAAAAGAAAGCGUUUGGAAAAGGCUGAAGAUGGUGUGUCUAUGUUGGUUGUUAGUGGUGGUGAUGGCAUAUGUGUGCGUCCCCGGGUUUGGGUUGGUGUGCUGGGACAGCUCCAUCUGCAACAACCUGAGCAACAAGGGAAGGAUACUGGACUGUAUUCACCUCUGCAUGUCUGUGAUCCAUACUGAGUUCCCAGAGCUCAGCGCAUUGGACCUAAAGGUUAAUGAUAACGAUGACCUCUUACUCAGGAUCCUUCCAGCCACCCUGGUCUCUGAAAACAAAAUAUCAGAGUCAGAUCUGAAAGCCCACAGCGACAGGCGACGCUCCUAUUCAAUGGAGCAUUUCCGCUGGGGCAAACCCUCUGGCCGCAAACGCCGGCCUGUAAAAAUUUUUGCCUCUUCUCUGGAGGGAGGGGGCUCUUCUGAGGCCAGUUUCCCCCCUCGGGCUCGCAGGCAGCUGAGCAGUAACGAGGAUGACACAAAGGGGGACCGGAAUGGAGAAAGUAAUCAAAACCAGGGAUUGCUGAGGGCGAGGGUCAGCUCUAAGUCACAUGUCCCUUUGAGCCCAGAGCAGAGAAAAGACGGGACCUAUCGAAUGAGUCACUUCAGAUGGGGGAGCCCACCUGCCUCCAAACGUAAUGGCAGCUUUAAGAAGUUGCGGGAGGAGAAACAUCAGGGGCAGCUGGCCAAGCUCUUCAGGAACAUUAUAGUCAAGGAUGUGCAGAGGAUAAUGGGCUGAAUGGAGGAUGGAGGGGAAGGGCAGGGUAGUUGAACGAGUCUAAUAGCCAUUGCAUGUUAGUACCCACAGGUCUUCAUUUUAAAUUACAGAAACUUGUCACUAUCAUUAGCAUGUUGUUGAAUGUCUUUUCUGGGCCAAAGGUUUGUCUCAUUAAAAUCUUAACUAAAGAUAAGAAACAAGGCAGUUUUCUGUCGAAUAAAAACAACGAUGCACCCAC
Siniperca chuatsi (mandarin fish) is the source of this 1179-nucleotide messenger RNA. Its product is annotated as pro-opiomelanocortin-like. The coding region runs from base 255 to 962 and encodes 235 amino acids. Gene Ontology annotation, molecular function: neuropeptide hormone activity. Gene Ontology annotation, biological process: neuropeptide signaling pathway. Gene Ontology annotation, cellular component: extracellular region. Lineage: Eukaryota; Metazoa; Chordata; Actinopteri; Centrarchiformes; Sinipercidae. The record is from RefSeq and is a predicted model, not a curated record. The transcript has 3 exons.